AACGGUCUGAAAAAUAGACAGCAUCUAUUUGAGACGAAGAGAAUAGGAAGAGGCUUAGAGAUCUGACAGCUUCUUCUUCUCGUCUCCUUUGAAUUUCUUCUGAUCAUUGUUGAGGUUGAUGGAGCCGUUCCCAUGCCGGAAUUCAACUGAAGAACUGAGCUAGAUUUAAGACCCCGCACCAUUACAGGCCGUUUUGUCCCCUGCACAGAGUGAGAGAGAAAGGGAGACGCACAGAGAGAGAUUCGGAUAACUUCAACAUGGGAAGGCCUCGUUCAUGCUUCCAAGUAAUCACAUGUGGUGGCGAUUUGAAGGAUGGAGAUGAGAUCGAUGUACUUGAGAGUAAGGAGUCCAAAGACAAACGAUGCUGGAGUUUCCGUAAGAGAUCUUCCCAGCAUCGUGUGCUAAACAACACAGUGAGUGCAGAAGCUCCUUCUGUAGCGAAGGAGAACCUUGAAACUGCUACAUUCGACUUCCAAUCAUCAGCUGCGAAGGAGAACCUUGAAACUGCUACAUUCGAUUUCCAAUCAUCAGCUGCAAAGGAGAACCUUGAAACUGCUCCAUUCGACUUCCAAUCAUCAGCUAACUCCACUGUUCCUGAGAAACCCACUGUAAAACACUUAACCGAUGAGGAGACCCAUGCGCCUAUCGUCGAGAAUCCUAAAGGAUCUGAUAAGGUGGAUGAGGUGGAUGUUGCAUCUGAAAAAGAAAGUAAUGUCGAUCGUGAGCUUGAGGAAUCUACUGUUAUUGCCAUCCAGACUGGUGUCAGGGGGCUAUUGGCGCAGAAGGAGCUGAUUAAACUUAAGAAUGUAGUGAAGGUGCAAGCUGCUGUUCGUGGAUUCUUGGUAAGGAGACAUGCUGUCGGAACACUCCGCUGUGCUCAAGCCAUUGUCAAAAUGCAAGCUAUUGUACGUGCUCGUCGUGCUCAUCUCUCUCCGGAACGAUUGGCUCCAGAUGAACAGCACAAUAAGAAUGAGAAGGAAAAUCUUGAUUCAAAGAACGUGGUAAAGGGAGAGCUGGACAGUUCAAAAUCCAAUUUGCGAUAUAUUUCAAUUGAAAAGCUACUUAGCAAUAGUUUUGCCCGGCAGUUGUUGGAAUCAACACCAAGGAACAAACCAAUCAAUAUCAAGUGCGUUCCUUCCAAAAAUGAUUCUGCUUGGAAAUGGUUGGAGCGCUGGAUGGCUGUUUCAUCAUUGGAUGUCUUGGAGGCAAAGAAUGAAGAAUUAGUCCCUGAUCAAAUGGAAAAAGAAGCUGAGGAGCCGAAGAAAGAAGAAUUAGAAGAAUCAGACGCUGAGCAAUUGAAAAGAGGAAUCGAGGAAUCACAUUUUGAAGAUCCAGUUGACUUAAACCCGUUGUCUGAAACAGAAGAUUUGAAUUCCGGCACCUUAAAAUUAGUUUCACCAUGUGAAAGUGAAGAUUUAAAUACUUAUAGUGCCAAUAACUUACAAUCUCAAACCAGCUGCUCUCCAUCUUCAUUAGAAAAUGAUAAUCUUGAGCAGCCUCGGCCUGAGACUGCUAAAAUAUCUGAAACUGAAGAGACAGCAACUAAGGUUAGUUCUGUACAACACGAGAAAAUACAGACGGAUGAUGUAGAUGUGCAAACAGAGUCAAACUCCUCCUCCGAUAAACCUCAGAUGGAAAGCGAGCAAGUCAAUCCUCUGAAAAGAUUAGCACCUGAACAACUGGAGAAUGAGGGCAAGAAAUUUGGAUCUAGAAAGAUGAACAAUCCCUCAUUUAUCAAUGCGCAGGCAAAAUUUGAACAGUUGAGUUCAGCACCCGAUUUGAUUGGAAGUAUUAGUUCGAUGAAUCAAGAUGAUAGAAUCGAACCUCAUUCAGAAACAGUGUCAUCUGCAUUGGAGGAUACUGUACCAAGGACAAAGGAAACGAGUGCAGUUGAAAAUAUCGUCACUCCUGCAUGUAGGAUAAUUCAAGUCAGUGGCUCUGAAUGUGGUACCGAGCUCUCUAUUUCUUCCACCCUUGAUUCACCUGAUAUAUCUGAAGCAGGAAUGGCAGAUCCACUUCCAAAUGAUGUUUCGGAGAAAGUAGUCCAAGAUCCUAGCAGUGAUCUAAGCGUAGAAGUUGAAAUGAAGGCUUCUACAACUCCAGUGCAAAAUGAUAUCCAACUUCUUCUGGAUCAAUCAGCAGAAGAAGCCAGUGAAUCUAACGGCUAUUCCAUCACUUCAGUACCUGUUGUAGACUCUUCCCCAAGUGAAUCAAAGCUAGGGAGAAGUUCAUCAGAUCAACAGAGAGAACAACAGGAGGCUGGUUCGCAUCAUGAUAAUCAAACAUAUAAAUCUUCUCCAGAAGCUUCUCCAAGAAGCCAUUUAACUGUUCCAGAAUCCCAAGGAACACCUUCAAGUCAGGUAUCGACGAAGGCAAAACGGGAUAAAACUGAUAAAGCAGUCUCUUUUCAGAAGCAAAAGCCUAUAUCAGCAGUAAAGAAAUCACCAUCCAGUUUAAAUCGGAAUUCUGCCUCGAGGAGUAGUACAGAUAAUUCUUACAAAGAUCAGAAGACUGGAAAGAGGAGGAAUUCGUUUGAAGCACGACAGGAAAACCUUGAAAAGGAAUUAAAAGAGAGCAGUAGCAGUAGCUCUCUUCCUCACUUUAUGCAAGCCACAGAAUCCGCUAGAGCCAAGGCUCAGUCAACUAAUUCUCCAAGAUCAAGUCCGGAUGUUCAAGAUGGAGAAAUAUACCUCAAGAAAAGGCAUUCCUUGCCUGCUGAUGGCCGGCAAGUAUCUCCACGCGUCCUGCAGCCAACAUCUCGAACCCAGCAGGGAGCGAAAGGAAAUGAUAAAAUGUGGCGAAGGUAAAGCAGCUAACGACGUGGGCGUAACGAAUGGACUAAAAUUAUGCAAGGGAGACAACUUGACCUCAAUGAGCGCAAACUAAUUUCUGAUCUACAUUUUCAUGACGCUUAGUUAAACAAAGCCAAAAGAUAUAUGAUGGGUAUGCUCAGGAAAGAUGUGUAAAUUGCCAUUUCUGUCUAAUUGUUUGUUUGCUAUCUCUCCAUUUUCCCUCCUCCUCCUCCAAAAAUUUUCCAUCACCUGUUUGUAUAAUUUACAAGUUGUGGUCACUGUGUGCUGAUUUAGUAGGUUUGUGACAAAUGGUUUGGCUUGUGUAUGUGUUUGUGAGGUUACUACAAUGUGAUGAAGAGAUUCAAAGGAUUUAUAUUCCAUUUUUUCUCCUUUAUUCUUUUUA
Molecule: messenger RNA, 3195 nt
Organism: Cucumis sativus (cucumber)
Lineage: Eukaryota; Viridiplantae; Streptophyta; Magnoliopsida; Cucurbitales; Cucurbitaceae
Product: protein IQ-DOMAIN 32
Exons: 7
Coding region: 258-2807 (849 amino acids)
Molecular function (GO): protein binding
Source: RefSeq, a predicted model, not a curated record